AUGUCGCUGGCCACCAGGGAGCCGACGGACACUUCUAUCGGAGGAUGGCGCCCAGGCCAACCGAGCCCUCGGCGGAGACGCAACGCUUCGCUGCUUGAAUCCAGAUCCAUGCACAUGGGCCUAGAAUGUCCAAAGCCGGACUAUGAUUAUUUCAGCCACACCGGCAUCUGCUACAAGUCCUUUGCGGAGGAGAAGACGUACGAUAAGGCCAAGCAGACGUGUGCCGCAGACAGGGGGAUGUUAGCCAUGCCGAAGGACGAUGCGACCAACACGUUUAUCUACGGGCUGGAAUACGGAGACGGGGACCGUUGGAUCGGGCUGAGUGACGCCGCCAGCGAAGAUAACUGGGUGUUCGAGGACGGACAAACCCUGGCGUCAACCGGCUAUAACAACUGGGACCAAGAUGAACCGAGUGGUGGCGAAGGUGAAAACUGCGUCGUCUUACGUUCGGAGAAUCCCACCACGUGGAAUGAUUUGGGGUGCAACCACAAUAAGAGAUUCAUCUGCCAGCUAGGUAAGAGUGCAGUCGCCAGUGUUUUCUUUUUCUAA
Messenger RNA from Branchiostoma belcheri (Belcher's lancelet), 549 nucleotides. RefSeq names its product tetranectin-like protein. Bases 1 to 549 code for a protein of 182 amino acids. Lineage: Eukaryota; Metazoa; Chordata; Leptocardii; Amphioxiformes; Branchiostomatidae. The transcript has 2 exons. The record is from RefSeq and is a predicted model, not a curated record.